AAAUCAUUAAAGAUGAAUGUCUGGUUCAUAACAGAAGAAAAAAAAACAUUUCUUCAGUUGAAAUUGAAGUCCAAUAAAACAGUAAUAAUGAUUUUUCGGUCGUUAAUAAAUGUAUUAGGCGGGAUUUCCCAUGCAAAAAAAUUGGUAAAUUAUAUCACUGCCAGAAAAUUCGCUUCACAAUCAGAUCUCUCGCUCUCUAAAAAAAUUGUUUUCUGAUGAACACAAUCCCUUUCUCUAAUUCAUUUCCGUAGAUUGAUUCGUACGCAUACAUUGAUGGGUUGGCGUGUGAAAAUAAUAUAGGUAAAUGGGCUCCGACGAAAAAUCAAAUUCCGACAGUAUUUCCGGCGAUAUAGCCAUGUCGAUCUCAGGGCUUCAUACAAAGCAUCGACGAGAAUUAGAAAACUUGACACUGAGCUCUCAGCCUUUCCAGACACUAAAGCUUUUCAUUCUUGCUGUUAGAGAAUAUCUCGGAAAAUCAGUUGUUUAUCUAUUGUCGCAUCGCAAUUGGUUUAUUCCGUUGAGUUCUAUUAUUUUGAUAACUUGUACACUACUUCUCACUGUUGAUGGUCCUCAUGAAAAGCAUGUUGAGGAAGUUAUCCAUUACGUUCGAUUUGGACUGUGGUGGGUUGCUCUUGGUGUUGCAUCUUCGAUUGGACUUGGAUCUGGAUUGCACACGUUUGUUCUAUACCUUGGACCCCACAUCGCCUUAUUCACUAUAAAAGCAAUACAAUGCGGCCGAACAGACAUCAAAAGUGCUCCAUACGAUACAAUACAGUUGAAAGCGGGUCCCACGUGGCUCGGAAAGGACUGUGCUGAGUUUGGUCCCCCGUUUUUUGAGUCAUCGAACGGUGUAAAGAUUCCCCUUAGCAGCAUUUUGCCUCAGGUCCAGCUGGAGGCUAUUCUGUGGGGUCUCGGUACUGCCCUCGGCGAACUUCCCCCCUACUUCAUUUCAAGGGCAGCUCGUUUGUCGGGCAGUACGGUGAAUGCAAUGGAAGAAUUGGAUGGUUCCUCAGCAGAAAACGACGGGCGUAUAUCAUCUCAACUAAAUAAAACCAAGCUUUGGUUCCUUUCUCACGCGCAGUAUUUGAACUUCUUCACAAUUUUAGUUCUUGCUUCGGUACCUAAUCCAUUAUUCGAUCUUGCGGGAAUAAUGUGCGGACAAUUCGGAAUCCCUUUCUGGGAAUUCUUUUUCGCCACUAUUAUAGGCAAAGCUAUUAUCAAAACUCAUAUACAGACGGUUUUUAUCAUAUGCGUAUGCAACAACCAACUUCUUUACUGGAUCGAAAACGAGCUACUUUGGGUGCUUAGUUCUCUACCUGGUUUCAGUUCAAUCAUACCAAGCCUUAUUACGAAGCUUCAUUUGAUGCAAGACAAGUACUUAGCCACUAAACCUAAUAAUAUCCCUUCAAAUGUCGAGGUGAAGAAAUGGGAUUUUUCGCUUGCUUUAGUUUGGAAUACUGUGGUUUGGAUCAUGCUAUUGAAUUUUUUCGUUAAGAUUGUGAACUCGACUGCGCAAAGGUAUUUAAAGAAGCUGCAAGAUAAGGAAAUCGAUGCCGUGAAGAACAAGUCGGACAACCCUACUGAGAAUUCUUCUAGAUGAAUUUAUAUGUUCAUUAUUUUCCUGUUUUCAUUUUAAAUUUUAUUUCUACUCUCUUUUUUUUUAAUAAUAUUUUUUUAUAAUUAUAAUAGGAUGAGGUUUUGCAUUUGGAAGCCCACAUGUCAAAACUUGUACAUAAGGAAUACAAAAUUUAAGCUAUUUGUUGCCAUGAAAGAGCUUUGUGUAACUAAUUUUUGGGCAAUAAAAGAAACAUUAUUAUGUAUUUUA
Messenger RNA from Erythranthe guttata (spotted monkey flower), 1825 nucleotides. Its product is annotated as vacuole membrane protein KMS1. The record is from RefSeq and is a predicted model, not a curated record. Lineage: Eukaryota; Viridiplantae; Streptophyta; Magnoliopsida; Lamiales; Phrymaceae.